Messenger RNA from Angiostrongylus costaricensis, 1059 nucleotides. Lineage: Eukaryota; Metazoa; Nematoda; Chromadorea; Rhabditida; Metastrongylidae. The record is from the annotation of a GenBank genome assembly.
AUGCCACCUGAGACAAGUGAUAGUGGUCUUCUGCAUGGCUUUACAAGCUCCGGCACUCCGACACUACCACGAUGUAGCGGAUCAUUCACACUACCAAAGUCAUCAAGUCAUAACGACAUCAACCAGUCCGAUUCAUCUGUCCGAGCAAUCGGACACCGCACUGUUGAAGCGCCUGAAAUGCGAAAAUCAGGGGCUAUUGACAGCUUUUGGAGUCAAACGGUUAACAGCCGACCAUUGUCCCCAACGGUCCAGCGAAUUCCGGGUAAUCUGACAGCUGCAGAACGCCUGCAGAUGCUGCAGGACUCACAUUCGAAGUCAAACAUAGUGAAUAAGCCAGGAAAUGGUAUUCAGUUGGCGGCACGACGUGAGCAUUACUUACACGAAGCUUCCUCGACCUCUGCCUACAUCCCACCGCAUCGAGAGACAACUAAACGAACAGGCACACCACACGUCACGUAUCGUGGUCCAUCACCUAAUUUCUCUGAUUUAGACAAUGCUGUUAAUGAGCUUCAGUGUGGUGUUCGUAAUACCGGCUACCCGAGUAGUGCCAGGCGACUUGGUGGAUGCGCUCGUUUCCCGACUGAUGAUCAUGCUCUCAGUCCUCCCCGCGGAAAUACAGCCAUGAUAUCUAGGCGCGUGAAUUCUCCCAGCCCGACUGAUUCGAAUAGUGAGACUUCAUCGGUGUACCAAAUUCCUACCGGCUUACCUCAUCCAAAGCCUAAGCACAACAUUAAAGAACAAUUAUCAAACGCUGGUGUGCCAACAUUCACCUUUUAUCGCACAGGCUCACGUGUCAGUCCGAAUUUUCCAGUUCCUACCACUGGUAGCGUAGCAUCGCGGAUAACGGAAUUCGAAAAACGUCCUGGUACUCCUAUUCUGCAGAUCGCCGGUGCACCACGUCAAGAGAAAAGCCCAGUGGCUAAUGGGCCAAUGAGUCCCAAAUCGACUGUGUAUAAAAGCAAGCCAGUAAUCCAAAUUGAGACGGGAUCACGAAGUCCGCGCAGCAUCAACAAUGGUUCAACAGCCUUCGAGUUUCCUCCAAACAGCGUAAGGUUAUAA